This is a messenger RNA of Octopus sinensis (East Asian common octopus), 822 nucleotides long. RefSeq names its product zinc finger BED domain-containing protein 6-like. Bases 1 to 822 code for a protein of 273 amino acids. The record is from RefSeq and is a predicted model, not a curated record. Gene Ontology annotation, molecular function: protein dimerization activity. Lineage: Eukaryota; Metazoa; Mollusca; Cephalopoda; Octopoda; Octopodidae. The transcript has a single exon.
AUGCGAUAUUUUAAUAUCAAGAUCGAACAACGAAAAGCUCUCGCAACAUAUGCAAUUGAUAAUAAUCUUUCAAUAUUAUCAGAUAUACAGUGGAUAACAGCAGAAAAAAUUGUUAAAAUUUUGAAACCAUUUGAGGAAAUAACAAUUGAAGCGAGCAAAAGGAGUGCUACUGCUUCCAUGAUUAUUCCUUCAAUCAAAACAAUUCUCUUAUUUCUUGAAAAGGCAAAAGAAUCCUGUGAAUUUUAUGAAAUCAAAGAAACAACUGAAAAAUUAAUGUCCUCUAUUGAUAAAAGAUUUACCUUUUAUUUUGAAAACGAAUCACUAUGUAUUACAACAACAUUGGAUCCCAGAUUUAAAACAAGAUUUCAUAAGACUUGUAUGAUUGAAAGAAUUAAAAAAUUGAUUGUUAAAUAUAUGAAGGAUAGUAAUUCUCCUGACACGAAGUUAUCUGAAAAUGCCAUUUCUUUGACAAAAAUACAAAAUUCGGAAACAUUAACAUUUGAAGAAAUAUUUUCUCAAAUUUCAUCUUCUAACCGAAUUAUGUCUAUGGAGAAAAAUUACCAACAUUGCUAUUUGACGGAACUUCAAAAUUAUUUAGAGCUAGAUUUAAUACGACGAACUGAUAAUAUAUUUACGUGGUGGAAGAACUUCACGAAUAUAUUUCCCCGCUUAAGUAAAAUGGCGUUGAAAUAUUUAACAGCUCCUGCUUCGUCUGUAGAAAGCGAAAGAGUUUUCAGCACUGGAAGAAAUAUAUAUCAACCGAAAAGAAAUAGACUUUUGCCAGAGAAUGGAGAAAUGAUGAUGUACCUUCAUAUAAUUUAA